This is a messenger RNA of Hypomesus transpacificus, 6101 nucleotides long. It is a transcript of the gene gsx2, whose product is annotated as GS homeobox 2. Lineage: Eukaryota; Metazoa; Chordata; Actinopteri; Osmeriformes; Osmeridae. The transcript has 3 exons. Gene Ontology annotation, cellular component: nucleus. The record is from RefSeq and is a predicted model, not a curated record. Gene Ontology annotation, molecular function: sequence-specific double-stranded DNA binding; DNA-binding transcription factor activity, RNA polymerase II-specific. Bases 2492 to 3211 code for a protein of 239 amino acids. Gene Ontology annotation, biological process: regulation of DNA-templated transcription.
CUUACACAAACUCUCUUUCUCUUUCUUAAACACACUUAACUAUUUAAUGAGGUUUUUAUUUUUACACUGAGAGGACAAACAAAGACAUAUCUUCACUGAGGACUCAUUUGACCCUCAUUGUAUCUAAGAAGUGAUAGACCUGGGACUGAGAUAUAACACAGCUAUAAUUACCUUAUGAUAUAGCCUGUAACUGAGAUAUAAUAUAGCUGUUUUGAUUUAUGAUGCAGCUAUAGCUAAGUUAAUAUAUAGCUUUAACUAAGUUAUGAUACUUCAACAAAAAAUGUAUAUAGAAGUAACAUAUAGAAGGAUACAGUCUGUAACUGAGAUAUGAUAAAGCUGUUAGUGGUAACAGGCCUCUAGUUUUGAUCGCCGCAGGGCAGAGAACACAUCAUAUUUCCGAGCCCUUUAUAGUCCGACAUUCCUUUCCAACUCUGACGUUUAAAAAAACUGCUAUUUUGUGUUGGUCCCAUAUUUUUUUGCAUCAGCUUCUUAACUGCAAGCUGCCGUCCUCUUACCCCGAGCAGAAUAAAGAGAAUCAAAGGAUUUUUUCCCUUAAAUGGACUAAUUUUCUCCUUGAAUUAUGAAAGUGAUGUCUUGGUAACAGGCUGUACUCUGUACCCCACCGUGUAAUGCCCCCUAAACCCUUCCACGUGGCUCGACUAGUCUCGGCUAUUAGAGCUCAUUAUAGCCUCAUAAAGGAUCUCAUUUGUGGGAUUACUUAAUAGACAAUGAAAUUUUAUCGUUCAGAAUUAUGGAAAAAUAAUAUCAGAGCAGGAACGGUGUGAUGAGGGCGCGCGCCACGUAUUAUUCCGCUUGGUUUAUCCUCUCUCUUUCUCUCUCUGUCUCUCCCUCUCUGUCUCUCUGUCUUUCUGUCUCUCCCCCUCUGUAUACCAUAACACUCCAGUGCUCCUCUCUUGUCAUACGCUGUUCACUUUAUUAUAGCAAUUACAGAUGCAUGACAGACGCGUUUGCUACUUCUCUCAUUUAGUCUAGUUUAAAGUCGUAUUCUUAUUUUGUUUCAAGAUUUCAAUUUAAUUCGCAUGAACCAAGGUCACGAGCAGGGUUACUCAUAAAUUAGCCUACUAGGCCUAUAUGCAACUAAUAACCGAUAGUCCUCUAUCUAGCCUAAUUUACACGUCAAGACAACUCUACAGGCUACAGAACAGACAACAAAGUUUGAAAUGUAGUUCUCAUUCAUUUGUAGUAAAAAAAUAAAUAAAAAAAAAACGUAUUCUGUCCGUUUAUAUAAAACAUGAAUGGAUGUUUGCACCUGAAACACUCGCCCCAUUAAACCUGCUUAGUGUAAGCGCCGCUCGCCCCGCGCUCUGUCUUGAGGCUCGAGGCGUUACUUCUUAGAUGAAAGUGGAAGCUAAAGCCAACGGUGACCCAACAGGAGAUCAAACUCGCUAAUUAUUGUCACAAGACGAAGGAUUAACGCAUUUCUGAAAUAGCUGCCUGUUUACCCUGCAGAAAACCACCAUAAUAAACACUUUCUAAUGGAAGCAUAAUCACUAUCAAAUAGCCACCACCAGACUCGACAAAAAAUCAUAGUUCUUUAAUUGCUGCUGUUGAAAUCUUUCCCAAACUAAACAGGGUAGGCUACAAUUACACAGCUACUAAAUUUAGUCCUUAGUCACAUGCACGAUUUGUUGCUUUAAAUCGCAUUUUCAGAAGCCAUACACAAGUAGACUAAGACUUUGUUUGAACAAACAGGCUACUUUGACAAUAAAAACAUGAAUCAAACAAAAAUUACGUACUCACAAUAUGCUCGUUAAUUCAGAUAUUUGAGUUCAACGAACAAACAGCGGAGGAAUUAAGGGCAAUUGAUUAUUACAGAUGGACCCCAUUUCGACGAUUUUAACUUUUGACUAGGCCUAUCUGAUAUAUUUGAUAAUAUUUCAUAAAGAAUGUGUGGACUUUUUUAUCAAUUUUUCAAAUUGUUGCUUUUUUUCAAAUUGGUACAUAUAUUGUGGUCCUAUUUCUUUGUAUUGUGCAAAAAAGAAGAAUACUUAAAUUGUUUUCUCUCCUGUGAGUAUUAUUUUUUUUCAUUUUUUUUUACAGAAAUAGGCCUAUCAAAACAUAUUAAAUAUGGCAACGUUAUGAUGCGCAAUAUGUAAUUUUGUUUAAAUAGCCUAUUGGAUACUUUAUUGGAGAGGGAAGGAGGUAAACUAUAUUGUUUUCAAAGUGUUCCUAGACAAACAACAUUUAUCCGUGCGUGAACAAAGUAGUUGAAGGUGUCGGUAUUGACUGGGACGGGGAGGGGGGUGACUGGCCUGAGAUUUUGAUUGGGAGUUUUGUUAGGUAUCACGUGGUAUGGGUCACUUGCAGUUUUGAAGCCCUUCAAACCGGGAGCGCACGUGGGUGACGUUAGGGCCAACCCUCUCCGGGGUCCCUUUUGUUUCAGCAUCAAACAUAAGCACCUUCCGACAUCCCGAGGGCUUCAGAGAAGAGACAGCAUCUCGCGCAUCGAGCUACACAGACCACUGCAGCCAUGUCGAGGUCCUUUUACGUAGACUCUUUGAUAAUCAAGGAUACGGUGCGUCCCGCUCCGCUUAACGAGCAUCCCGGACAAGACUUUCUCAUCCCCAUCAGCAUGCACUCCCCGAGCGUUAUGUCCGUCACCGCGCCGCCGUGCCCCUCGAGGAAGACAGGGACGUUCUGCGUCUGCCCGAUGUGCGUCACGUCCCACAUACACUCGCCUCGGGGCGGAAUUCCGAUGCUGAAGAGUCAGUUUCCCGGUACGGAGGUACAAUACUGUCAAAGGAUAGCGCACCAGCAGUCACAGAUAUUAGCGCACCCGGGACACGCGCCGGUCUGCACGCCCACCUACAGCAUCACGGACCCCAGAAGGUACCACUGCCUCGCCAUAGGCGCCUCUGAGAGCAGUCACCUGCAGAAUGGAAAAAGGAUGCGCACAGCUUUCACCAGCACGCAACUCUUGGAGUUGGAGAGAGAGUUCUCCUCGAACAUGUACCUGUCCCGUCUCAGAAGAAUUGAGAUUGCCACGUAUCUGAACCUGUCAGAGAAACAGGUGAAGAUCUGGUUCCAAAACCGGAGGGUCAAGCACAAGAAGGAGGGAAAGGGCGCUCAGAGGAGCGCGCACAGCGGCUGCAAGUGCGCCAGCGGCCACACGGACUACCCCAGGUCAGAGGAUGAGGAAUCCCUGUCGCCCGCCUCCGCGUUAGAGGACAAAGAAAUAUCACCGAUCUGAAUACAUCACAAACUGAUGACGUACAUUCCACUUCUGCACUUACUGUCCCGUUUCCCCGUGAGCCCGCGAGCUCAGACCACGUCAGGGGCCGUUCAAUUCUACACUCUGUCUGAGGUACAACAUGGGACUCCUGGCAGGUUCUCCUUGAAUUGUGUGUACCUGAUUCCACGUUGACUGUUGAAACGAAACACUUUGUAAAUAUAUGUUGAAACCCGUCACCUGAGCAACAUCAUUGAAGAAAAAAUGCAGUGAUUUGUAAUUCCUCGCGAGUGUUUGUCAAACCAACGUCAAAGUGACUCUCCUAGUUGUCAUACAGGCCCUUAGAGCUAAGACACUUCUCAGACCUCUCUUAGGGCACUUAGAUGUUGGAUAUCUGAAGUUAUGUGAAUUUGUCUGUGCAUAGUAUUGUUAUGUAAAAUAUGUAUAUUUGUAUUUAUUUUAAUAAUAAAAAACUGAAUUGAUGUAUCAACUAACUUCGUUUGGAAAUCAUUUCGUUGUUUUUUCAACAUUUGUGUAGAGCUUGUGGCACUGAGAGACUAUAGCAUGAGGGCUUGGAUUCAUCUCUAAGAGGUGACAGUGAAAAAGGAGCAAGAGGAGGAAGACACCUGCUUCCGACACCGUGGCCUCUGCCUGGGUUAGAAGGGUCAGCACUCGGUCGCCAGGGCCUCUCGCUCCAGCUUGUGGUUCAGAAACCACCACCGUGAAUCUGAAAUGAUCUACAAAAUACUUUCCAGAGUCGACAUUGCGUAAUAUUGCACGAUAAAAACAUUAUAAUCAAACCUAAAAUAUCCACGGUGGGUAUAGCUUAAUAUUAUAGGUAAUGUAGGCCUAUUAGAUGCGACAUGCACUGAAACGUGGUAAUUUGGGGGAAUAUUAACUUACACGUUUAAUUUAACAUGCCAUUCUUACAAGAAGCACAAUAUGUAAAUUCGUUUAGAUCAGUCUAAAGGAAGUGAUUACAUGAAUGCUCAAGACGAGGAUGAAUGCAGGUCUAAUUUAUUCAUAAGCCUCUAAUUGUUAUUAUUGCGAUAAACAAUUUCAUUAUUAUCGUUUUAAUUAUGUUAUUUUAUCAUUACUGCACUCGAAGGGUAUGCCUGAUGCUGUUAUUAUACUAUUAUGAUAUUCUGUUUUGUACUAUGGCUAUUAUUAUUAAUAUUAUCAUCAUUAUUAUCACUAUUAUUAGAAUUGUUAUUAUAUCCUUCGUGUCUUAUUUCUGCAUUGGAUGUGGCAGAGCUCGGGCCCCUGAGUCCCCACUGUCACAAAGAGUCCUGCACUGCUGCCAAUCGUCAUUUUAUGUUCGCUUUUGAAAAGACUCUGCUUGUCCAAAAAGAGUUUAAUUGCAGUUUCAGUCCCACGUUAGUUGAUUAUGCUGCGAUUCGUCCAAAACCACAGAAUAAGGAUAUAUAGAGGUGGGCAAAAGCUUUGACAGGUUGGAUUGUCCUGCUCGAGACCCGAGCUUGGGACUCGUAUUUAGCUCGGGACCCCCUCCGGCUGCGGUCUCAGAGGGCUUUGAAGACACAGCUACAGGGUUCCUCUGAGAGCGAGAGAACGGUUUAGUCACUGUUUCAUUAAGCACUAUUUGAACCUUUCAACUUAUGUUAAAUUGAGGGGGCAUGCUGAAAAUGGAGGGAUUACGUAGGAGGGGCGAUGGGAAAUUAGCUAACGGUUAAUUUAACUCGUUUCUGACGGAGUUUGGGAUACAUUCCUAAUUGAGAAGGGAAGCAGGUGAAGUUUUGGUCCCACGCAGACCCAUUCAGAGGAGGAAUAAAUAGUCUCCUUUCAGUUCCCGCUGGUGAUCAUAUAUUAUUGAGGGAAAGCCAUCUAAUGAAUAUAUAUUGAAGUUCCUAUUAAUCGAAUUAGAGUUCACCCCUUGCAGGUGUGAGUGUGAAAGACCAUCGUCCCAUUAAAAGGGAUUAACAAUGGAGUUAACUGAAGUUUAGGCAAUCUCUUUCAGCCUGACCUCGAACUGUCAGUCCGCCAUAUAAGCCUGAAGUUUACUUUCACAGUAUUAUGGGAUAUCUAGCUCCACCAAAACAUAUUACCUUGUACCCCGGGUCUGGAUCCUGUCAAGCACUCUCUGGCCAGAGUCUAUAUGAACACUGGAUCCAUCGUCUCCAAAACAGGCGAUUAACGAAAUAUUCUUACUUUUGAUGAGGGAAAAGACACCCACUCAAAUACAAAGGCAAACAAGUCCAGCACUCCAAAGACGAUAGAAUUACUAUUGAAAAUGUGGCAAUUACGCAUGACAAAAGACAAUUAAUACGACUGCUUUUCAGCCGCUUGCAGCUGGCGUCUCGCGUGGAGCCACAGGAGGAAGCUGAAGAGUCCGUGACAGGACAGGGGCGGGGUUCUGCGUAACCGUACAGACCUCUGCUUCGAUCAUGAAUCUACAACUACAAUUUUGUUUACUUUCUACAAAUGUGACAAGGCUUUCCGGUGGCUCCAAAAGCUUCGAGGACCCGCGAACAGUCCCGAAGUCUAAACGGGCGGUGCGUGAAUCCGGUGUCUAAGGUGAGGCGCUGCUUUCAACGAUGAUGAAACUGUGGAUUCUGGACACGCGCCUCAUCAAUGCUGUCCAACUUAAUGGAGCCCAGCCACCGCACAAUAUAUGCCAUGAGCCUUUGUCAGGCUAUUCAGUCGAGACCUUUUAUAAAGUGUCAACCACUUUAAAAUCGAUUCUUUUGUUGGGUAUAGAGCGUGCCUCUUGAAUCAUCAACUGCAUUUAGUCCGUUGGCUGACAUUCAACAGGCCGGUGUUAAAAUACAGUUUCAACAUAUCACAGUCCACAAACUGAACGAUCAUUGCUCCGGCCAGGUGCACAUACCCGUGCCACCGUGCCCCACGGAAGACCUUUGCAGCAAGGGGUCUGCGCUGUUCUACAGUCUACCUC